AGAGAGAGGAAAGCAGCUUUAAUUGCGGGGCAGAGAGAAAAGCCAGCGAUGGCUUCGCUCAGGCAGGAGCACCGCUAUGGGCUCUCCUGUGGAAAAAAUAACAGAAACAGCCCCAGCAGGACGCUGUACCAUGUCAAGCUCACGGACACGGCUAUCAGGGCGCUGGAGGCUUAUCAAAACCUCAAGGGAUCUUUACCAAGUGAACCAUCAAUCUGUUUCAAAGGAAACCAAGGGUACAUCAAGAUCCCAGCUCCCACCCCAGAGUCACUGUCUGCUCUCCGCGUCUUCUCGUUCUACUUAUCCAGCGACAGCAAAGACCAGCCUCAAGCCAGCUUCGAUUGCAUCCAUCAAUAUGUUUCAAGUGAUGGCCGUGAGCAGCUGGAAGGUCAGGGCGUCAUCCAGGAUAAGAUCACUGUGUGUGCCACCGACGACUCCUACCAGAUGACCCGAGAGAGGAUGUCUCAGGUGGAGAAGGACAGCUGGAGCCGCUCAGCCAUUGAGAUCAAACCUGGAGCCACACAUCCAAGUAAAUGUGUCAAGUUCCACAAGAGGCCAGCUCCUCCUUCUGCAUCAGACAGCAGCUUCUAUAAGCCGUCUACCAACAACCGGAGGAAUAGCAGUACAGCCACGCCGACCCAGAAGCCACUGAGGGAGCGUAUCAUCCACCUGCUGGCUCUCAAACCCUACAGGAAACCAGAGCUGCUGCUGUGGCUGGAAAGAGAAAGAGCUGGCCCCAAGGACAAGGCCGAGCUGAAUCCUGUACUGGAGGAGGUGGCAAAAGUGAAUCCCAAGGACAGCAGCUACCUGCUGAGGGAUGACUUCUACAAGCACGUUCAGAGGGACUGGCCAGGCUACAGCGAGGAGGAGAGGCAGCUAAUUGGCAGGCUGCUGACCAGGAAGCUGCAGCCGCAUAUUAGCAACCACACAAGAAAUCUACAAGCCAACGUGUCAAUAUUGAAGACCUCAGAGGAUCCGACACUACAUCACAGCACGCUGAAAAAUCCUGCAGUGAAACGCCCCGUGCCUUCUGACUCACUGGAAAGGCUAGCUGUUAAAAGACAAAAACUCGUGGACCAGAGGUUGCAACAGCAGCCCACUGUAAAUGGACUCUUGAACAAUAAAGGAGGACACGACAAUGCAUCUCAUACCCCCAACCCCAGCUUCCACACAAAGACUGAGUUUCAAAGGACAACAAGCCAUACUGGUAACCAGAAUGGCUCACCAGGGGGCCACAAUGGCUUAACUCUAAUGCACCUGUCCAGCACCUCUGACACACCUGUCUCAGAGAGCAGGGUGCAAGAACCCAAAGUAAGCAGCCAUCAGCCGCCGCAGGGUGACUCUGACUGCGCUCACCAGCAGCUCGCAAACAGCCAGCACAGAAAGAAGAAAUCGAAAAAGCACAAAGACAGAGAGCGGGAGAGGUUAAAAGACAACCAGGCCACUGACUGGUUGGAGACAAGUCCUGAUCUUAAGCAGAACCCAGACAAACUUGACAAUCCUGACAUCAGAAACGCUGUGGCCUCUGAGGAGAAGCCAGAUUAUGUGCUCACUUACGGCACCAUAAUGAGCUUGGAGCAACGUCAGAGGUACCAGGAAGAUUUCUGCGCUGAGUAUGAUGAGUACAAAGACCUCCACUCCAGGAUCGCCACCAUAACUCACAUGUUUGUCCAGCUAGGAUCCAAGAUCAAGAGCCUGUCCCCUGGCACACAAGACUACAAGGUAAUGGAAGACCAAAUACUAGAAAAGUACAACAAGUAUCGAAAGAAGUUCCCAGGCUAUCGGGAGGAGAAGAAACGCUGCGAGUAUCUCCAUGAGAAACUGUCAUAUAUCAAACAGCUCAUCAUAGACUAUGAUGUCUCUCAGGCUUCUUCAUAGCAUAGGCUCUCCCCCCUCACAUGUUGACAUCAGAUUUUUUUUUUUUAUGCAAGCCCCUUCAGUGCAUAAACAGCACAGGCAACAAACAAAAAGCGUUGUUACCUGCGAGGGAUAUAAAAGGUUUUGGAUGAAACUGCAGUCAACACAGGCUGCUUCUGCUGGGACCAUGGAUGAUGCUCUGAGCACCAAUAAUUAUAAGUCAAGAACAGAUUUCACUUUGGUAUUUGUAAGUCUUACUUGUAUUGAAGUUAUCAUCUCUUUCAAAUGUUAUGUUAAUGUGUAAGUCCAGGGGAGAAACAAAGGUAGUUUUGGGAUCAUGAGAUUUGUGCAUCUGUGUAUAUCACAGUGCCAUGACAGACAGUUUCCCUAAUAGUUUUUGCCAGCCUUGUUAAAACCAGUGUCAGUGUAAGCCAUUAUGUCAGAAAUACAUAAAAGGUAGCAAAUAUGACAUGAACUUAUUCACUUUUCACUUUUGACACAUUAAGUCAAACAUUGCUCACAUAUUGAGAUUUCAGUGUGCAGCAUAGGAAAGAGUGUACUUUUAAAAAUUCCAUAUCAAUGUUGCCUCAUGUGUGAAGCAGCCCACUGCAAAAAAAAAAAAAAAAAAAAAGAUUUCAUCUCAGAUUCAGUCUUCAUGUCUUAUUAUGCAAAUGGGGUGAGAUAGCUCCACUUGUUCCUGAUGCAGUUUCCCUUAAAUCAUUCAGGCAAGUUUAAAGUAAUCACUGCAUUAACAUCAAGAUACUGGCAUCUGGCGAGUACUGGCAAGUCUUAAAGAAGUUAUUUUAUCGGAAACAAGUGAAAUAAUCUCAUCCUCUUGGAGAAGUAAGGUAAUUAGGUCUUAAUAAUAUGCAAAAUUAUGCAUUCACAUUGCAUUCUCAGAAUAUUUUGCAAUAUAACCAGUAAAUGGGUACUAGUGUUCACUUGGAUUCAUCUGGUUAGCUUGUUUCAUGAAUGGAGCAUGUGGUCCUGACUUAAUGCAGACUAAAUUCAAAAUCUUAAAAUACUUUCUAACAUUUUAAAAGCAGCUCAAUAUAAUGAUAAAAACUGGAAAAUAUUCAAUGGCUGGAUUAUGUUCAUAUUUGCAGGUUCACAUAGAACAUGCUGUAGUACAGUACAAUGAGUUACGUGCUGUCUCCCAAAUGCACUUGUGUCUAUCUAUAGUAUUUAUUCACCACACCCCUUUCUUUUGAAUGAUUGGUAAAGGGACCAAAAGUCUUGGCCUUAAUGGCUGAUGCAAUAACUUGGCGAGGAAAGACAAUUUUCCUCCCAAAAGCAGUUAUUAACAUUGUUAAUCAGGCGCCAAGUCUAGUUUAAAGUAUUUGAAAGAUGUGUGUUUCUCUUUUGCUUAGAACUACUGAUGUAUUUAUUUUAAGCCAUCUUCCUCUAUCCUGUGUUGCUGGUCUCCUCAGCUUGAAGCGUCAGAUCUUGUUAGAUCAAAGUGUUUGUAUCCAAGAGGCUCGAGGGGGGAGUGAGGUGGGAGAGGUUUUGAGUUGUUGAUGAAAUGUUCGGCUAACAUAUUAUGUUGUAUGUUUUGUCUCCAUCUGACCUGACGAACUGGUGUAGAAUCACUGGGUUAAAGCUGCCCCACAGUCCUAUAAAUAUUAACUUUCAAAUGGCACAGAAGGGCCUCAAGUGGGAGGUUGGCGGCCACCUCACCAAAAACAAACAAACAAAAAAAUCACACUACGAGAAAGGUGCAAAGCAUGAUGGUACAUUACACAUUUGUUUGCAUUUGUUUUAUUCAAUUCAAUUCAGACAGCACUACAUUACAGGGAACAACACUAAGUUGGGGACUAAUUUCAUAAUCAUCUCUAGAUUGUUGGUCUUCAUGGAAAUAUGGCAUCAUGUUUGUAAUAAGUGUACAUUUGCUACGUCAUAAUCAUUUUGUGGUACUCGGGUGUUUUAAAUACUAGCCUGAAGGGGUUUAUCUCCUUCAGUUUCCAGUUCAUAAUCAAUGCCCAUUCAGGUUUUUUGCACUAAACCCAGUUCGAGGAAAGGAGGGGGGCAGCGGGCUCGUGAAAUUUCCGUUCAGAUUGUAAUUGUUCAUCGUUGUUGCAGUUUUUGUACUGAAUGUUAAUCACAAAGUCAGUGACGUACGUAGAAGCCUUAAGAUUACAUUUUUACAGGACAAAAAACUGCCAAUAUCAACACAGUUAUUAUUCACAUUCAUCUGUUAUCUGCCUUAUAUUACUGUUAGCUAUUAAACCUGUCUUCGCCACUUCACUGUUCAAAUGAAUGCCAACAGUGGCUUUCUCGUACAUUUGAAUAUUACUUUUUGGAGGAAAUAUUUCAUAAUGUAUUUUUAAAAUAUAUGUAGUGGACACUUUGAUUUGCUGUGAUGGCAUAGCUUACUCAGCAGUUGCAUUUGUAAUCCCUCUGGUACUCUGUUUUUAAAUCAUCAGUGAGGCAUAUCAUCAGGAAUAUAACUGUGCUUUAUACUACCACAGAUAUUUCUGUUUGCGUCACAUCUGAAUCAGCUCUGAUCAUAUGGUAUGAUUGAAGUAAUUUCUGCUCUAUUUUAAGCACAAAAAAGAAAUCUAUUGAGGGAAUAACAAUAUUCAGUCACUCUCAGGUAGAGGGUGGUAAUUAUGAUAUAUUUCAUGGGGGGGGGGGUAUCAAGUGGUUGAUUGAAGACCAUCAUUUUCUGUGGGUUAUUGAGCUUGAUGGAUACCAUAAUUAUCUGUGAGUUAUUGAAUAUGAUGAAAGAAUCACUGGUUUUCAAGACAGAAUAUUUCUUUAAAAAUCACUAAAUGAGUUUUAUUUAUCUGUGUAAGUCUUAAUCACAAGCUACAAUUAAAGGUUCAUAAGGUGUUUUGUGUUUUUGGACUGGUGCUGAGCAUCUACAAGGCACCUGUGUGUACUGCACAGUAGGGAAGGCCUCGUCUUAGUCACAGAGGAGUCAGAGAGCAUUAUGAACUGCAUUUUACAAAUGUAUACUUUCUCUUUUCCUGUUGUGCAAAGUUCAAAAGAAUAAAAACAUGAAAGUGAA
This is a messenger RNA of Lates calcarifer (barramundi perch), 4864 nucleotides long. RefSeq names its product RNA polymerase II elongation factor ELL. NCBI's taxonomy places the organism in Eukaryota, Metazoa, Chordata, Actinopteri, Centropomidae. Bases 49 to 1875 code for a protein of 608 amino acids. The record is from RefSeq and is a predicted model, not a curated record. Gene Ontology annotation, molecular function: cis-regulatory region sequence-specific DNA binding. Gene Ontology annotation, cellular component: transcription elongation factor complex. The transcript has 12 exons. Gene Ontology annotation, biological process: snRNA transcription by RNA polymerase II; transcription elongation by RNA polymerase II; positive regulation of transcription elongation by RNA polymerase II.